CAACUGCUCACACCUACUGAAAUUUCAGAUUCUGGGUUGCCUUUGUUUUCCAAGUUUCUUCGAGCUUCGCUGCUCCUGUUUUCUUUCUCAGUGAAUUUGCAAGUUGUUGAGAAGUCAAGAUCUAUCUGUGGAAGGAAGAUGAAGAUCCAGUGCGAUGUCUGCGAGAAAGCUCCUGCGACUCUGAUUUGCUGUGCUGAUGAAGCGGCGCUGUGCGCAAAAUGUGAUUUAGAAGUUCAUGCAGCAAACAAGCUCGCAAGCAAGCACCAGAGGUUGCUUCUUCAAUGCCUCUCCAACAAACUCCCUCCAUGUGACAUUUGCCAAGAGAAGCCUGCUUUCAUUUUUUGUGUGGAAGACAGGGCUUUAUUUUGCCAGGAUUGUGAUGAGCCAAUACAUGCUGCCAGCAGCCUCUCUGCAAAACACCAGCGGUUCCUGGCCACUGGAAUCCGUGUUGCUGUCAACUCGAGUUGCACAAAGACCAGCGAGAAGAGCCAUCAAGAGCCAAACCCACCUAAUCAGAGUGCCCAAAAGAUUGCCAUGAAAAUGCCAACCCCCAAUCUUCUAGCUUGA
Thlaspi arvense is the source of this 567-nucleotide messenger RNA. The record is from the annotation of a GenBank genome assembly. Lineage: Eukaryota; Viridiplantae; Streptophyta; Magnoliopsida; Brassicales; Brassicaceae.